GUGCGUACGCCGUGUAGGCCGCCGGCGCCGGGGCGAUGAGGGUGCUGGUGCGGCGCUGCUGGGGCCCAGGGCCGGCCCGCCGCGCCGCGGCCGUGAGGUCGACUCCACAAUGGCGAGCGCUGGUCGGGCUCGGCGUGUCUUCCGGCGGGGAGGAAGGCCUGGGCGCCCGAGCCCGCGAGAAGCCCCCGUGGCGGGUGCUCUUCUUCGGCACAGACCAGUUCGCCGGCGAGGCGCUGCGAGCGCUGCACGCCGCCAGGGAAAACAAAGAGGAAGAAUUAAUAGAAAAAUUGGAGGUGGUUACAGUGCCCUCCCCAUCACUAAAAGGACUGCCAGUGAAGCGUUACGCCGUGCAGUCUGGGCUUCCAGUGUAUGAGUGGCCAGAUGUGGGAUCUGGGGAAUAUGAUGUUGGAGUAGUGGCUUCAUUCGGCCGACUUUUGAGCGAGGCCCUUAUUCUUAAAUUUCCCUAUGGCAUAUUGAAUGUCCAUCCCAGUUGCCUCCCGAGGUGGCGUGGUCCAGCCCCUAUAAUCCAUACAGUCCUCCAUGGAGACACGGUUACUGGAGUGACAAUUAUGCAAAUUAGUCCAAAAAGGUUUGAUGUAGGCCCAAUUCUAAAACAGGAAACGGUCUCUGUGCCACCCAAGAGCACCACAAAGGAAUUGGAAGCAGUGUUAUCAAGACUGGGUGCCAACAUGCUUAUUUCAGUUUUGAAAAAUUUGCCUGAAAGUUUGAACAGUGGAAGGCAGCAGCCAACCGAAGGGGUGACAUAUGCCCCUAAGAUUUCUACUGGUACUAGCUGUAUAAAAUGGGAGGAGCAAACUUCAGAGCAAAUAUUCAGACUUUAUCGUGCCAUUGGAAAUAUAAUGCCUUUGCAGACACUCUGGAUGGAUAAUACCGUUAAAAUUCUGGAUCUGGUGGAAGUUAACAGUUCCAUCCUUGCUGAUCCAAAAUUGAAAGGAUGGGCUCUUAUUCCAGGAUCAGUAAUAUACCACAAACAGUCACAAAUACUGCUGGUCUGUUGCAAGGAUGGCUGGAUUGGUGUUCGCUCAGUGAUGCUCAAGAAAACACUAACAGCGACGGAUUUCUACAAUGGGUAUUUGCACCCCUGGUACCAAAAAAAUUCUCAGGCUCAGCCGAGCCAGUGCAGAUUUCAGACUCUCAGACUGCCAACAAAGAAGCAGCAGAAAAAAAAAAUGGUUGCUAUGCAACAGUGUAUUUAGUUAGGAAGAAGAUGGACAAGAGUCAGUUACAUAUUUAAUUUAUUAAAAGCCUUAUUUACAAGGAAUUACAUUGGGUGGCGUAAACAGUUAAUGCAGUCAGCUGCUAACCAAGGUGUUGGAGGCUCAAGUUAACCCAGAGGCACCUUGGAAGAAAGGCCAGACAAUCUACUUCUGAAAAAUCUGCUUCCGAAAACCUUAUGAAGCACAGUUCUACUCUGAUACACAUGGGGUCACCAUGAGUCACAAUCAACUCAAUGGCAACUGGUUACUAGUUACCUUGAUUUUCAAAGAUGACACUGUUGGAAGAAGAGAUUAUGGUCACUUUUUAACAGUAAUUAAAAGCAGCUUUUUCUACUUGAAUAACAAAAGCAGCUUUAAAUAAAAUUUUUCUUAAUAUCAAAUUCAGGGAGAUUGUAUCUUUCCCUAAGAGCAAGGGCAAGUAACCAGUGUGUUUAUAUAUGUAUUCUCUAGAGAAAUCCUUUUAAAAACAGUACCUGUGUUAAAUUUUUAAAAUCCUAUUUGCCCAUUAGCUAUAUUAGUGUUUUAGAAGUACUUAAUCUGCAUUUCUGAUUUUCAACGAGUAGUUAAAUCAAUUCUUUCUAUUUCUCUACUGUCUAGUUCUCAUCAAGUAGAAAAAAUGAUGUUUAUCUCUGCCACAUUGAUCUGUAUUAUAAAUUCACAUUUUACAUUUAGGUUUUCCUGAGGUAGGAACGUGCUCACAAUUUCAGCUUACUUAGAAAUAAAGGUUAUAGAGCAUCUGGUCUGUGCAAACUCAUCUUCUCUGUCACCAGGGGAGCUGUGCAUUUCUGGAGGAGGAAGGAGGUACCGUGUCCUGCUCUUGACCUGAGAAUCUUUUCAUGUCAGCUUCUUCUGCCCAGAUUCCAUCAGUUGAAAUCUUUCUCCGUGC
Loxodonta africana (African savanna elephant) is the source of this 2124-nucleotide messenger RNA. RefSeq names its product mitochondrial methionyl-tRNA formyltransferase (gene MTFMT). NCBI's taxonomy places the organism in Eukaryota, Metazoa, Chordata, Mammalia, Proboscidea, Elephantidae. Gene Ontology annotation, cellular component: mitochondrion. Gene Ontology annotation, molecular function: methionyl-tRNA formyltransferase activity. The transcript has 9 exons. Gene Ontology annotation, biological process: conversion of methionyl-tRNA to N-formyl-methionyl-tRNA; biosynthetic process. Bases 36 to 1217 code for a protein of 393 amino acids. The record is from RefSeq and is a predicted model, not a curated record.